Messenger RNA from Tachysurus vachellii, 2370 nucleotides. RefSeq names its product CHM Rab escort protein (gene chm). The record is from RefSeq and is a predicted model, not a curated record. Gene Ontology annotation, molecular function: GDP-dissociation inhibitor activity. Gene Ontology annotation, biological process: vesicle-mediated transport; intracellular protein transport; protein geranylgeranylation. The coding region runs from base 43 to 1995 and encodes 650 amino acids. NCBI's taxonomy places the organism in Eukaryota, Metazoa, Chordata, Actinopteri, Siluriformes, Bagridae. Gene Ontology annotation, cellular component: cytoplasm; cytosol; Rab-protein geranylgeranyltransferase complex. The transcript is spliced from 15 exons.
ACGUCACUUUUUGUUGUGUCACGUGACAGUUACUGAUCCAAAAUGGCUGCCGACAACCUCCCAUCUGAAUUUGACGUUAUCAUCCUUGGUACAGGCCUUACUGAGUCUGUCAUUGCUGCUGCAUGCUCAAGAGUGGGACAGAGAGUUCUGCACUUAGACAGAAGAAACUACUAUGCUGGAAACUGGUCAAGUUUCACAUUCAAUGGCCUUUUGUCUUGGAUUGAGGAGUACAAGGCUCAGCAAGAAAUUCCAAGCACGAAGUCAGAACAGGGAUGGAAUGAUCAAAUCAAGGAUGAAGAGGAAGUUAUUUUUCUCAGCUCCGUAGACUCCUCCAUCUCCAAUUUGGAAGUUUUCUCUUAUGACAGUGAAGAGUCUAAGGAUGACGAGCAGCCGAAUGCUUCUCUAGUGAACAGCUUGCCCGAAGCAACUGAAGAGACGAAUGGCUGCCAUAUAGAAGCCCAAGACAUGGAUUCUUUCAAUUCUUGUACACAAGGUGAUGCUGACCCACAGAAUCUAGAGGGGAAUGAGCAAACAUCUAACAGCCAAGACACCUGCCAAUCAAAGGAAGAAAUAAAAGAUCAGCAGACAAUAAGAAGCCCAGAGCAAGCACUAGAGGUCAAAAAGAAAAUAACCUAUGCUAAGCUACUGAAGGAGGGUCGCAGAUUUAACAUUGAUCUUGUGUCUAAGCUGCUGUAUUCCCGUGGCUUACUGGUGGACCUUCUCAUUAAGUCCAAUGUCAGCCGUUAUGCUGAGUUCAAGAACGUCAGUUGCAUCCUCACCUAUCAUAAUGGCAAAGUGGAGCAGGUCCCGUGUUCCCGUGCUGAUGUAUUUGGCAGUAAGCAGCUGACUGUGGUGGAAAAACGUAUGCUGAUGAAAUUCCUUACAUUCUGCCUGGAUUUUGAGCAACACCCAGAGCAAUUCCAAGAUUUCACAGAAAUGCCAUUUGCUGAGUUUCUUAAAUGUAAGAACCUGACCGAGAAUCUGCAGCAUUUUAUUUUGCACUCCAUUGCCAUGGUGAGCCAAGAUGCUCCAACCAACACUGGACUGAAGGCUACACAGCACUUCUUGCGUUGCCUAGGUCGCUAUGGAAAUACACCAUUCCUGUUCCCACUUUACGGCCUAGGCGAAAUCCCUCAGUGCUUUUGCAGAAUGUGUGCUGUUUUUGGGGGCAUUUAUUGUCUGCGCCAUUCUGUACAUUGCCUUGUUGUGGAUAAGGAGUCCGGCAAGUGUAAAGCUGUGAUUGACACUCAUGGUCAGCGAAUAAGCUGCAGUCAUUUUGUGGUUGAAGACAGCUAUAUCCGAGAUGAACAGAGAGCACAAACAACAUACAGGCAGAUAUCCAGAGCAGUGGUCAUCACAGACCGAUCAAUUUUACCUUCUGAAUCAGAUCAGCAGAUUUUAUUGGUGACAGUGCCUCCUCUUGAGCCUUCUUCUCCAGCUGUAAGGAUGGUGGAGCUCAGUUCAUCCUCCAUGACAUGCAUGCCUGGAACCCAUUUGGUCCACCUGACUUGCUCAUCAUCAGACUCAGCUCAUGACGAUCUGGCACCUGUCAUUUCCAGGCUUUUCCAUGUACCCAGCAGCUGCAAAGAGGAAUCUGUAGGUUCAGAGGAGAAUGAGAAGCCUGUGGUAUUAUGGGUGAUGUACUUCAACAUGCGGGAUACUUCUGGCCUUGACAGCAGCAGCUAUAAUCUGCCAAGCAACAUCCAUGUGUGCACAGGCCCCGAUGACAGCUUGGGCAGCGAUUACUCUAUUAACUUGGCUGAAUUAGUGUUUCAUCGGCUGCUACCUGAUGAGGAGUUCUGUCCACCUGCUCCAAACCCUGAGGACAUCAUAUAUGAUGGCGAUCAGGGACAAGGGGCCAUGUUUGAGAAUGACGGUCAAAAUGAAGGGGCUAUAACUAAGGGAGAGGAUGGGCCUCAGGAGAACACGCAACAAGAGUGUAGCUCAGAACCUACAGACAGUACAAUACAGUGUGGGUCUGGUAAUUAUGACUGAAUAUAAUGUUUAAAGCCCACCCCUGCAGUAUAGUCCUUAAUGAAAUGACUAUUUGUUAAGUGUUCAUUUUACACAAGUGACUGUCAGCUUCUCUUCUGGAGAUCUACAUUCUUGCAUAAUUAAGGCUUUGCUAGUACUUUUCCAUUGCUGUCUCUAAAAUGUUAAAAUGAAAAUAAUUGGUUUCCACACACUGCACAAUUACUGUUGUUAUAUACAUAUAUGUAUGUCUAACCUGAUAUGUGUGCCUGAAAACAUUUCUUUGGUGUUGUGCUUCUGACCACAUCAAUGCUGGCUUAGAAAUGUACCUGCAUGCAACUAAAAAGCUGCCUACCUUCAAAUGAAAUGCUUGGUAAAUAAAUAUUGUUUCCUUCCUAA